UCUUUCUCAUGCAGGUUGUCAGCUUGUGGGGUGAAGGGUAAACUGCCGUAGCUGGUGGGAAUCGCCCUCCCCUCGUCCCAUGAGGUUAAGAGAUCCAGUAGGAAGAUAAGAUGAAGGUAGACGUAAAGAGAGACAGCUAAGAUAAUUUGCCUUUAAUCCAGUCAAGCAUCAUGGACACUUGUCAAAACCUCCUUUGAACUCUGGUGUGAGGGUGGAGCCUGCGUGUGCAAGACACAGUUGCAAGGAGUGUUGUAAGUGAUGUAACAAGAAGGUGGACGUAGCCGCUGCGUAAGCCUCGGCUGCCACAUCUCCAAAAUGGCCACCAUCACUCGGCCCGGGAGCCUCCGGAAUCCAGAGGUGGCUGACUUGUUUGAAAGAGAGGAUCCUGACCGUGUUUUUGAUGACUUGCGGGAAAUUGGCCAUGGCAGUUUCGGAGCAGUGUACUAUGCACGACAUGUUACAUCCAAGGAAGUGGUGGCUAUCAAGAAAAUGUCCUACAAUGGAAAACAAAGUGCAGAAAAGUGGCAAGACAUCCUGAAGGAGAUAAGGUUCUUGCGUAAUCUCCGUCACCCAAACACAGUAACCUAUAGAGGAUGCUACCUCAAGGAGUCUACAGUAUGGUUGGUAAUGGAAUACUGCUUAGGAUCGGCUUCGGACAUCAUAGAAGUUCACCGUCAACCCCUUAGAGAAGAAGAAAUCAGUGCCAUUUGCGAAGGCUGUCUCUCUGGUCUUGCAUAUCUGCAUUCUUUGGGGAAAAUUCACCGUGAUGUCAAAGCUGGAAAUAUUCUACUUACUGAAAAUGGCACCGUAAAACUGGCUGACUUUGGUAGUGCAAGUAUUGCAUCACCAGCCAAUAGUUUUGUCGGGACACCAUAUUGGAUGGCUCCAGAGGUAAUUCUAGCUAUGGAUGAAGGACAAUAUGAUGGAAAGGUAGAUGUGUGGUCCUUAGGCAUCACAUGCAUAGAACUAGCUGAGCGCAAACCGCCCUAUUUCAACAUGAAUGCCAUGAGUGCCUUGUACCACAUCGCCCAAAAUGUUGCCCCCAAAAUGUCCUCCCCAGAAUGGUCAAAGGAAUUCCAGCAUUUUGUUGAGUCGUGUCUGCAGAAGAACCCACCUGAUCGCCCUACCUCUGCUAGGCUUUUGUCGCAUGAAUUUAUUUUGAGACAUCGGUCGUGCCACAUCAUCCUAGAUCUAAUUGCACGUACAAAAAAAGCAGUGCGUGAAUUUGAUAACCUAAACUAUAGAAAAAUGAAGAAGAUUCUUCUUUAUGAAACGGAAAGUCAGCAAGGUGAUGUUGAAGACUCCACAGAGGAAGAUGCGGCCGGUGGAGACAGCAGCAAGAGUAACAGCAUCACGUCAGAACAGUCGGUCCAGUCAGCCGGGGUCAGUCAGUCAUCCCAGUCCCAGUCAUCCUCAACCAACUCCCUCCAUCACCAUCACUUACUUCAUCAUCCUCAUCUGCCAUAUCAGACACCUCAGCCAAUGUUGCAGCAACAGCAUUCGCCAUAUAUAGCUCCUCCAGAAGUGCCACCACAUCAUCACCAUCCGUCACAUCAUCAUCACCAGCAGUCACACUACUCUCCACAGCCACAGCAUCACGCAUUGUCAUAUCACCAUACUCCAACAACGCCUUCAAUCUCGCCGUCACCAUCUUCUUCAUCUUUACAAGCAGAUUUAGGUCUACCUAACAAUAAUCACCAUCCAUUAACACCACCAUCAACACACACACAACCAUCAGUCAUUGAUGCUGCAACCAUGUCCACUAUCACUAGCACUAAUGUAACAUCCUCCACCACUCCUACCCUCCUUCUCCAGCUUCCGGGGCAGAAUGCCCCCUCCUCCACCACCACCAACAACAACGCCACCAACAACGCGUCUUCUACCGUCAAGUCGCGCCGUGGACGGGUAGGCGGCUCCUCCCCUUUGCCUUCCACCACUUACGUUGCCACCUGCUCGUUAGCUUGGACGGUGCACCUCACUCUCAGAUUAUAUUCAGCAUACCAUGCUUUCAUUGCUACAAUCACCAUUACUGCAUCUUUGAAUGGCCUAAGCCUUUUUAAACCUCUUACAUAUUUAUUUCCCCAGAAACAUGAGAAAGAACAGGAAAAGAAACUUGACAGCUGCACUGUGGCAGAGAAGAAUUUACAGAAGGACAUCAAUGGUAGACAUGGUAUAGAACUUAAACACUUCCAGUCCCAGUACAAGAAGCAGUACAAGGAGAAUAUAGAAAAAUGGAAGAAAGAACUUUCACAAGAUCCAAACACUCCCAAAAAACAGAGAGAAGCACAGCUUCAGAGCCAGAAAGAAUACCUUAAGGCUUCAGAACGUCAGGAAGAGCAGAAGUUGGUGCAACAGCAAGGUGAAUAUUUGCAGCUGGAGACUCGCAAGUUCCGUCGACGUGGUCUCUUGGCUUAUUAUGCCAAGGAACAAACACUUCUCAAGGAGGAACUCACAAAGAGAGAGCAGCAGCUCGAAGCAGCGCAUUCCAUGCUUCUAAGGCAUCAUCAAUUAACACAGGAUUUGGAGUACCGACAACAGAGAGCCAUUCAUGCUUUGAAGGAGGAGCAGAUGAAUAAACAACACCAGACAGAAUUGAGUAGUCAACAUGAGUAUAUGAAGAGAGUGGAGAGAGAGCUGAGAAAAAAGCAUGCUCUACAACAAAAACAACAACCUAAGAGCUUAAAACAAAAAGAGAUAGAAAUACGUCGGCAGUUCAGGGACACUAUCAAUAUACAGCGACAACAGUAUAAGGAGUAUAAAGCACAGAUCUUAUCUAAGACACCUAAAGAUGAACAACGGGCUAUUAUCAAGAGAUUAAAAGAUGAUCAGCGAAGAAAACUAGCCAUGCUUGCUGACCAAUAUGAACAAUCCAUUGCUGAAAUGCUUCAGAGACAGUCUCUUAGGCUGGAUGAGAGUCAGGUAAUAGAGCAGCAGCAGUUAUCAGAGAAGUUGGAUAGAGAAUUAGAAAUGCUCACCGAAUACCAGACACGCAACCGUCAACACGCAGAGGCCCAACGUGACCGUGAAAAGCGGGAGCUGGAUGAGAGAGUUGCUCUAAGAAGAACAUUGUUGCAGCAAAAGAUGAGUGAAGAAAUCGCAAGGUUCCAGCGUGAGAAACAGGAAAGGAUACGUCUUAUGCAAGAAAAACAAGCACGAGAAUUAGAGGAAUUUGAUAAUGAGUCAGUAAGGCUAGGAUUUAGUCCCCUGCAGAUGGUUGAGUCUUCAAGUGAGCGAUGGCCAGAAGAAUUUAAUGUGUCAACAUCCAUGCUUUCCUUAUCCCUCCAACCAAACCAUUGAAUAACUGGUUGAUUCCUAGCUAGCUGUAGGAAAUGUAAACAUUUGACAACCCUGUUCUCUCUAGGCUAUAUUGUUUUCCAUGUAUGAAUAUAAAUUUGAGCUCUUUGUAAUAUGUAAUUAGCCUUAUUUAUGAAAUACUAAUGUCACCUCCAUAUUUAUUUGUUGUAUAUCCAGAUAAUGGUUAGGAUUUCCAAAGUCUGGUCCAUGUAUGGCCGGAAUUUUUCCGUAGAUGCCUGGGCCCCCAAGGUGCUCUCGUGGCCACAAUGCCAGUGUGCUUUAGAUUCCCCUCCCCUGUUAAGAAAGGUUAGAUUGGCAUUUCUAUGAUGAGCAAAAAUGGUUCAGUUUAUAUGAACUUCCAUCUCAUUAGUUGAAAUGGCUGUUGCUUGCAAGAUAUAUAAAAAGAUCAGAUUUCAUUACUUUGUUGAAUAUGUUAGUAUGCAAAGAAAUGUUUAUUGAUUUCAUGAGAACUAGACUGUUAACAGGGCCAGCUCUUUCUGGUUUAGUGUAUAUACUGUAUAUGAGGAGACCAGUAAAUGUGAGCUUUAGAAAGUGUUACAUAUGAGGAAAGCUUUCUUUAAGCAAAAGAAAUCUAUCUUCACAAAACACUGUCUCAAUCUUGUAUUAACUGUAUGUUAUGGAUAUGUAGGUCUUUUCAUGACAGGACUUCUGAUUCUUCUGGUGAGCUUACAGGCCAAAAAUUCCUUUUUAAGUCAUUAAAUGAAACACAGGAUCUAAAAAAGAAUUUCUGUCAUUCAGUCCUGUAAGCAUUAAUCUGCUUAUUACUUUUUCUUUUUACUAUUACAUAUAUUAAUCACAGUCAUGAUAGAACGUGAUGAAACAAGGUCAUUUAUAGUACUCUACUCUCCAUAUGCUGGCCAAACCCCAAUAAUCAUUCUCUUUGGCACUGGAAGGUAAGCAAAGUCUGAUGGUCUCGGUUGAAAUAGAGAAGCCCUCUUUGCUCAAUAUAUCAUGUAACAAGAUCAGUGACUUUGAGCCAACAAUUUUGACCCUUUUUUUUUCUUUUCUUUUUUUUUUCCUUUUUUUUUUAUCAUUUUUAGAUUUGUGAAUUGUUGUACUCCAAAAUUUUCUUGCAUUAAAAUCAAGUAUCUUGGGCUCAUAAAUCGGUGAUCCUGCAUCAUGAAAAUAACCCUCUAGCUUUGUGUUAAUUUGUUGUCAUCACUCUUUUUGUGGCAUGGUCAGCCAUUAUGAGCUUUCGAGGAACUGCAGAAAAAUGCUCAUAUUAUAUGUAUUUUGUAUAGGAACUUGUAAAGUGGGGGAACAUGCAUCUUUUUAAAUGAUCCUCUUCAAGGAGUUCCUCUGUACUAGCUUGGUUCUGAUGACUCAGACAAGCAAAGCAUGUUAAACAGUUUCCAGGAAGUGUUUCCCUAGUCAGAUGAAGGUGUUGUCCUCAUCAGCAAGAAACUGUGCUUAUUUUCCAUAGGAAACUUCAUACUUGAAACUUCUCUUUUUUCAUGAGCUUAUCUUUUCCAGUUAUAAGGGGGCAAAAAUAGUGUCAUUGGCAACUUCAUCUUGUUUCCUUUCCAUAUUGGGCCCUUGUACAAAAUUUGAAAAUGUAUUUUAGGCUCAUAGUUGCUGACAUUUUCACAAAUAGGUUGAAUCACUAGCAGUUCUGAUGAUGCUCGUUCCUCACACCUGUAGCAUGUGGACCAUAGUAAUAUUUGUGUCAGCGGCCAAAAGGAAAAAGAUAUCUGAUAAGAUUUUUUAAGUGUGGCUUAGCACAAAAUUGAUGAAAGCAAGCCACGAGUCAGAAUGAUCUGUAAGAGACUUCAACUUUUGUGUAAGAAUUAAUGCUCUAGCUGUGUUACAUGGAAGUCCUGUUGGUCAAUAUUCGUCCUGUUUGAAUGAAAAAAAGACAGUCACUUCCCCUCCUACUCUCUUUUAUGUAAUCUACAAGUUUGUAUUAAACUUUUGUUCAGUGGUUUCGACUUAAGAUACGGACACCAUGGAGAUUGCUAGAUAUUGUGAGGUUUCCAUCACAAAGGGGAGGUGAUGUCAUUCAAGUAUGCUAAGCCACUUGCUUCCCUGAGAAGGCUCUGCUUACAAUGCUUUCACACCCUUGUGUGAAUACUACAAGGGGCAGUAUAUGUGAUGAACCAGCCUGUGCUGGGAAAAUGAGCAUGGAAGCUUUCAUUUCUUUUCUUUUCUUUUAAGACUCCAUUUCUGAAGUUAGUUAACAGUUGGAACCAAACCUUUUACUUCAUGUGUUGACAUGAAAUGGCACUGAUCACAAAGAUGAAACUUUUCUUGUAGACAUUUGGUAAUUUGCACAUGAAUGUCACAAAGAAAACAAUAUCCUUGACAAUUCGACCCAGUAGCAGCAUUGGUUCACCAGUCGUGAGUCAUGGUUGGCUUCGUGCUGACAUUCUCAGCCAUUAGAUAGGCCUAGGCAAGUUGUUUGUAUGUUGCAUCAUUCCAACCUUUUAAUGUGUGAAUGGUUUGUAUAAUUUUUAUCUUUUUUUUAUUAGUAUUGUUCAUCAUUAUUUUUUUAUUAGCCUUUAACUCUCUAGGUAAUGUACCAUUGUUUUGAUGCUCAAGUUUAUAAAGUCUAAAGAGUAUUCAAAUGCUUCCAGUAACAGGAACAUGCACUAAGCUUUCAGUGACAUUUAGAACAUAGUUGUUGGAAGCAAACUCUCUUUUAUGAUAAGACAAAAAAUGAUCACUUCCUACAGCAGGGCAUGUUGGUUGUUUUGUCCAAAAACCUCCUUUAUGUAAUAAAUGCAGGUUUUUGUUCAUCAACUGUUAUUAAAUCUCAAAGUAGAUUCAGCACUUACAUUAAAUUGCAUGCUUGAAUUUCAAACAAGAGAGAGCAGUAUUAAAUCUCAAACUUGGAUUGUUAGUUAGUCAGUGUGUGUGGAUUAUGCAGGUGAACACAUGUGAGUAUGUUUGAGACGGGUAUCCAGUCCCUACAGAAUCAUAAAUUACCAUGUCUAUUUCCCCCCCUAUUCUAACGUAGAUGAAAGCUGACCAAAAUUUCAAAAAGUGGCAAAACUCCAGUGUAACACUUCUUUUAGACAUGUAUUAUGAUCCCAAAGAGAGCAAACAUGCCGGGACGAUCCAGGGUCAUGGAGUAGGUGUACUAGAGCCUCACAUGCGUGCAGUUUGUCUAGUUCCCAUCUUGCUCGUUCUUACCUUGACAUAAUUGUUUCAAUUAUCUGUCUUGAAUCUUUAUUGCUUGUACAUUGUAAAAUAUUGUACACAGUAUUUUAUUUACUCGUGAUAUUACCUAUAUCUUCAAUCUGCUGCUGUAUUGAUUAUAGUGAUCAAAGUAUUUCUUUUGAGCUGCAUCUCUAACAUUGGUUUUUAGUUGUCUAAUGUUUCAUAUUGCUAUAUGAAUUUGUUUUCUUUGUUUUGGUUUGUGACGUGACAUAUGUGUAUCAAUGUGUUUUAUAUAGUUGCUUAUAUUGUCUUGCCUUUUUCUUUAGUCUCCAUUUUUAUUAUAGAUAUUAGUGAUGAUUUGUGAUAUUGAAUUUCUGCAAUGGCCAAUUUCAGACUGAGUUUCAUUCGUUUUUAAGGUUCACAGAAAAUACAGUUUCACAGAAGUGGAGACUAAGGCUUACUGUUGAUGUUCUCGUCACAAAAAACAAAUUAUUUGUAACUUCUGUUGCCCCAACUCUACAUGACCGACUCACUGCAUUCAUGUGUUCCAUUUUACAUUGUAGUUAUGGAUGUAGCUUCACAAGGACUUGAGUGGAAGUUACCCCACCUCCAUCCUUUUUUCUUUCCCCCACUUGGAUGCCGCAUUCCACAUGUUGUUUCCUAUCCUUUGUAGAAGCUUCAAGUAAAAUAAAUGAAUGUAGUAAUUGUUUCCCAUUAAAAAGAACUUCUUUUCCAUUUUUCCUUUUUUUUUUCUCUUUUUACUUUUUUCCCCCCACUAAAAUGUGUAUAUAAGAAAUACCAUGUAUGUUGUUAUUAACUUAUUACAAUCACUAAGAAUACCAAACAUCCCACAUCAGAUAUAGUGUAUCAUUAAAUCCAUAUUAUACUUAGUUAUUGAACUAUUAAAGUUACAGUAGUAUUUCACUUAAGAUGUUUAUGAAGCUACCUACUCUUUCUGGUCAGUGGAAUAAAAUAUGAGGUAUGCUGAAAAUAGUAAAGUCUGAUAGAAAGUAAUUACUGUCUACACCAACAACCACUUCUCAUAAGCAGGUAAUGACUAUAGGAACAUUCAUAUUUAAAAGCUAUCAGUUUACCUCACACUCAUAGCUGAAUCCUGUCAUGUUCUGCAGUGUUUAAUCUUUAACGUAUUGUUUUAUCGUGUAUUUCUUUGCUAAAUAUUUCAUUAAAAAAAAAAAAGGAAAUGUUUUGAGAUUUUCAUAUUAUCUUCAUUUAGGUCUUCUCUUUUUGUCUUCUUUAUUUACCCUCUUUUUUUUUUUUAUCAUAUUUGCCUGAAUGUAAUUUCUUUCGGUGUAGCUAAAUAUCUUGGUUUGUAACUUAUGAUAACCAUUUCUCACAUGCCCUUACUUGCCAUGAUGUACAUACCCUGUCAACUCCAAUAGCACCUAUCUCCUAUUUGUUUGAAUUGCCUGUAUUUACCAUAUCUUUAAAUCUAUCCAUCAGAAUUAUAUAUAUAAAAUGCUUUAUAUAUACUUUCUUGCAUACCAAAAGAAAACUCCUCUGCUCCCACCUUUCCCCGUUUGAUUUUUUUUUUGUUAUUUUUUUCUUUCUUUCUUUCUUUCUUUUUUUAACCAUGUGAACUCUGCUGUAGUUCUUACCCCCCUUUCCUACCUCUCCUCCCCAUUCUUAUUCAAAGUUCACAUCUUUACCAUGUUGUAGAUUCAUCCUUCAUGUUCCUUAACCUUUUACAAUUUCAUGAUCUAAGGAAAUAAAAAGAAAGUCAUAAGUAUUAGCGGCGUUACAAACAUGUGGGAUGAUCCUGGCAUAUCAAGAUUGCAUUUACAGCCACCAUGAUGGAUAUAUGGCAUUCGACUGUAUACUUCUACAUGGACACUUCAUUUCAGCAUACAAAGGAUUAAGAGGAAAAUCUUGUAAUUGUAAGAAGUGCAAUCCUGUCAC
Penaeus chinensis is the source of this 8331-nucleotide messenger RNA. RefSeq names its product serine/threonine-protein kinase TAO3-like (gene Tao). Gene Ontology annotation, molecular function: ATP binding; protein kinase activity. The transcript is spliced from 16 exons. The coding region runs from base 316 to 3297 and encodes 993 amino acids. The record is from RefSeq and is a predicted model, not a curated record. Gene Ontology annotation, biological process: protein phosphorylation. NCBI's taxonomy places the organism in Eukaryota, Metazoa, Arthropoda, Malacostraca, Decapoda, Penaeidae.